GGUCCACGUGUAUGCAUCCUUCAGAUGUGAUAUAAAAACCUCGGUAGCUCAGCACUCUGCAGUCGGACUCGUCAACAGGAUUACCGGAGAUGUUGAAGUUUGCGGUGACCGUAAGCGCUUUGGUGGCCGUCGCCUGGUCACGUGCCAUGGCUCCCGACGGCCUCCACCCGACAUCGGAUGAGAUGAUCGAUUUCAUCAACAACCUCAACACGACUUGGACGGCUGGUCGCAAUUUCGACAAGUCCAUCAGUCUGGAAUAUCUCCGAGGUCUGAUGGGCGUCCACCCGAUGUCGCUCAUGCACCGUCUGCCGACAAUCGAGCACGACGUCAACCCGGAUGACCUUCCCGAUAGCUUCGACGCCCGCAAGGAAUGGAGUCACUGUCAUUCCAUCGGAGUCAUCAGGGACCAAGGUUCUUGUACAACUGACUGGGCGUUCGGACCAGUGGGAGCCAUAUCGGACCGCAUCUGCAUUCACAGCCACGGGAAGAUCCAAGUGAACAUUUCAGCGGACGAUGCGUUCGAGUGCUGCAUGACGUGCGGCGAUGGGUGCACUAGCGGUUACCCUGGUAAAGUCUGGGUGUACUGGAAACUUUCCGGUCUUGUGACUGGCGGCCUCUAUGGCACCGCGGACGGCUGCAUGCCCUACCCAAUCCCUCCCUGCGAACACUAUGUCAAGGGCAAGCGACCAGCUUGUACGGCACCGGUCGUUGCUCCGGGGUGCCCACCGAAAUGCCGCGAUGGGUACCACAAGACCUACGAAGAGGACAAACAUUAUGGUGAAACAGUUUACCUCCUUGAAUCAGACGAAGAUCAGAUGAGGGCAGAGAUCUACAAAAACGGACCCGUGCAAGCUAGUUUCAGCGUCUAUUCAGACUUCUUGAACUACAAAUCUGGUGUGUACCAACACCACAGUGGCAAAUCCCUUGGCGACCAUGCAAUUAAAAUCCUGGGAUGGGGCACAGAAAAGGGUGUGCCCUACUGGCUGGCCGCCAACUCGUGGAACACCGACUGGGGAGACAACGGCUACUUCAAGAUCCUGCGGGGCUCCGACGAAUGCGGAAUUAAAGAGAACGUCUAUGGUGGAAUCCCGAAGAGCAAAUAAACCACUCGUGUAUGUCUAGCUUUAUCAUGAAGACCCGUGACAUGUUGCUAUAACAUUAAGCACGAGUCAUCACGAUGCAAGCAUGUGUGAGCGUGUGUGAACACAGCCGUACAUAGACAUAAUACUGGUGCGACAAUAUUAGAGGAAAAAAUAAAACAAUUUUAUUAUUGAA
Messenger RNA from Ornithodoros turicata, 1275 nucleotides. Its product is annotated as cathepsin B-like. NCBI's taxonomy places the organism in Eukaryota, Metazoa, Arthropoda, Arachnida, Ixodida, Argasidae. Gene Ontology annotation, biological process: regulation of catalytic activity. The transcript is spliced from 8 exons. Gene Ontology annotation, molecular function: cysteine-type endopeptidase activity. The record is from RefSeq and is a predicted model, not a curated record. Gene Ontology annotation, cellular component: lysosome. Bases 90 to 1103 code for a protein of 337 amino acids.